This is a messenger RNA of Erigeron canadensis, 2585 nucleotides long. RefSeq names its product probable leucine-rich repeat receptor-like protein kinase At1g35710. Gene Ontology annotation, molecular function: protein kinase activity; protein binding; ATP binding. The transcript has 3 exons. NCBI's taxonomy places the organism in Eukaryota, Viridiplantae, Streptophyta, Magnoliopsida, Asterales, Asteraceae. The record is from RefSeq and is a predicted model, not a curated record. Gene Ontology annotation, biological process: protein phosphorylation. Bases 1 to 2550 code for a protein of 849 amino acids.
AUGUUAUCGAAAACAAGUGCUACUGAUUCUUUUAACAAAUCAUUUGAGAGAAAAGCAUUGCUUGCGACUAAAUGGUGGCCGAGAUAUCUAAAUGGUUCAGAUCAUUGUGUGUUUUGGUCUGGAGUAACUUGCAAUAAAGCAGGAAGUGUAGUUUCUAUACGUAUAAUCAACCAUAUAGCUGCAUCUAAUAGUGUCAAUGAAGGUCCACGUGAUCUUCGAAGCCUAGACUUUUCUGCAUUUCCGAAUCUUGAGAGCCUUUACAUUCAAAACUUUAUGCUUGAAGGGAGCAUUCCAGAGGAGAUUGGUUUGCUAUCAAAUCUGACUGAGCUCUCACUUACUUGGAAUCGCCUCUCUGGUAUGUUACCUGUUUCACUCACCAAUCUCGCCCAUUUAGAAUACCUUGAUCUUUCUAGGAACAAACUCAGUGGUAACUUACCUGUUUCACUUUCUAAUCUUACCCAUUUAGAAUUCCUUGAUUUUUCCAGAAACAAUUUCAGUGGUAAUUUACCUGUUUCACUUGCCAAUCUUACCCAUUUAGAAUACCUUGAUGUUUUUAGCAACAAUUUCAGGGGCAAGUUCCCGGUUUCACUUAACAAUCUCAUCCAUUUAGAGUACCUUGAUAUUUCUAUUAACCAUUUCAGUGGUAGCAUACCUGUUUCCCUCACCAAUCUCACCCGUUUAGAAUACCUUGAUCUUUUUAACAACAAUUUCCGGGGUAACUUUCCCGUUUCUUUUAACAAUCUCAUCCAUUUAGAUUACCUUGAUCUUUCUAGAAACAGUUUUAGUGGUAAGGUACCUGCUUCACUCACCAAUCUCACCCAUUUAGAAUACCUUGACCUUUUUAGCAACAAUUUCAGUGGUAAGUUACCUGUUUCACUGAACAAUCUCAUCCAUUUAGAGUACCUUGAUCUUUCUAUAAACAGUUUUAGUGGUAACAUACCUGUUUCACUCACCAAUCUCACCCAUUUAAGAUACCUUGACCUCAGAGAAAACCAACUUACUGGUUCAAUCCCACCAUCUUUUGGUUCCAUGGUCAAUCUUAAACUCCUUCACUUGAGCACAAAUCAACUGAAUGCAUCUAUCCCUCAGGAACUAAGUAACUUCCAAAGUCUAGAAAGUUUGAACCUGGGCGACAAUAAUCUUGAUGGCGCCAUCCCUUUAAGUUUUGGUAAUCUUACCAAACUGGUGUAUUUAUACCUGUACUCGAAUUACAUCAGUGGCCCCAUCCCUCUAGCGUUAUCAAAUUUGACGAAUUUAGAUGAUCUUGAUCUUAGUGAUAAUAGUCUUGGGGGUCCUCUUCAUCAGGAAUUUGGAAAGUGGUCGAAACUUUCUUAUCUCGAUCUUUCAUUCAACCAUCUAUCAGGAAACGUCUUGAAGUUUCAGGCCCCAUGUAAUCUGCAGCAUUUAGACCUAUCUAAGAACCUUUUGACUGGAGUUAGACUAAGUGUUUGCUAUUAUUUAGACUAUGUGGACCUUAGUUGUAAUAAUUUAGUAGGAGAAAUACCUCUUUUGAGUAUUAAAAAUCACUCCUGUUACAUAAAUUUUUCUCAGAAUCAUCUCACUGGGAUAUUUCCUUAUAAUUUACUAAACCGGUAUGGAUAUAUUGACUUAUCAGUCAAUGACUUCACUACCAAUAACUCCAGUAGCAAUGACUUCUCUGGAAAAUCUGCCCACAAAAGAAACAAACACAUUGUCUAUUUGGCAAUUUUUCUUCCUCUCUUCCUUGGAAUUUGCUUCUUAAUACUUUUUUAUGCACUUUACCGACGUCUUAAAAAGGCUACCAUAGAGGCAAUUCAUCUUGAAAUGAUAAAACAUGGAGAUGUGUGCUCAAUAUUGAAUUACGAUGGAACAAUUGCAUACGAAGACUUCAUCACGGCUACAGAGGAUUUUGACCUCAAAUACUGCAUUGGAACCGGUGGAUAUGGCAGUGUUUAUGAAGCCAAACUGCCCAGUGGUAGGGUAUUUGCUUUGAAAAAACUCCACCAAUUUGAAGCAGAUCAGCCAGCAUUUGACCAGAGUUUUAAGAAUGAGUUGGAUUGGAUCAAGAGGGUGAACAUUAUCAAACAGGUAGCUCAUGCCUUGGCAUAUAUGCAUCAUGAUUGUAUACCACCAGUCAUUCAUAGAGACAUAUCAAGCAACAACAUUCUCUUGAACUCAGAAAUGGAGGGAUUUAUUGCUGAUUUUGGAGCAGCACGAUUGCUUAAUCCUGAUUCGUCCAACCAAACGGUAGUAGCAGGAACCUUAGGAUACAUUGCUCCAGAACUUGCCUAUAGCAUGACCGUGACAGAGAAAUGUGACGUGUAUAGCUUUGGGGUGGUGGCACUUGAAGCAAUUAGUGGUAAGCAUCCCAAGGACCUUCUAUCUCCAUUGAAACUUUCUACUGGGCAAGAUACAUUAUUGGACGAUGUAUUAGACCCGCGGCUGCCUUAUCCCAAGGACUUGAUCCGAAUGGAAAUCGCUCGUGUUUUUCAAGUAGCAUGGACAUGCAUUCUCACAGAUCCAAAGUCCCGGCCUACAAUGAAAAUCAUUUCACAAGAGUUUUUGCGUUAAAACAAUCAUUUUCGUAUUUGUAUUGUGAAAACCAU